UCUUGAUGGCUGCUUGCAAGUGGCGCUUUGCACCCUUGCCUGCCUUUCCGGAUCGCCUUCCUAGCCCCCACCCCACCCCGGCAGCCCGUCGCCCUUUUGCAAAUUGACUCGCCUCUCUUUGGACUACUGCAGGAGUCGCCCUGAGCAGUUGCUCGCGAUCCGGACCGUCUGUGUCUCCCUCUGGAAUCAAAAGGUCUUGGGAGCAAGAAGGAAGGAAGAGUCGCCUGCACUGGACGUCCAAACCCUCCGGAAGCCGGUUAGGAUAGAGAAUACAUUAAUGGAAGUCUCAACAAUGCAUCUUUCAUCUGAGAAUGUAAAGUGAAAAUACUGUUGAAAAGAUACUGUUGAAACCGCCUCGUCACCAUGCUGGACUUCCUAGCUGAAAAUAAUCACUGUGGGCAAGCGAUCCUUAGGAUUGUCUCAUGUGGAAAUGCAAUCAUCGCUGAACUUCUGCGACUCUCGGAGUUCAUUCCUGGUGUAUUCCGACUCAAAGACAAGGCCGAUCAACAGAAAUAUGGUGAUAUCAUAUUUGACUUCAGCUAUUUCAAGGGGCCUGAGGCAUGUGAAAGAAGGUUGGAAAUCAAACCUGACCUCCUGGAUUUAGAUGAUGAAUUUCGUGAAAACAACAUAGAAAUCUUGACGAGGUUUUAUCUGGCUUUCCAAAGUGUUCAUAAAUAUAUAGUUGACUUAAACAGAUACCUGGAUGAUCUCAACGAAGGGAUUUAUAUCCAACACACCUUAGAAACGGUGCUUCUGAAUGAGGAUGGGAAGCAACUGUUGUGUGAAGCCCUAUAUUUGUAUGGUGUCAUGUUGCUGGUCAUCGAUCAGAAAAUUGAAGGGGAGGUUCGGGAAAGAAUGCUCGUUUCCUACUACAGAUACAGUGCAGCUCGCUCUGCUGAUUCCAACAUGGAUGAUAUAUGUAAGCUGCUUCGGAGCACCGGCUAUUCGAGCCAGCCUGGAGCAAAGAGGCCUCCAAACUACCCUGAGAGUUACUUCAGCAGGGUACCUAUAAACGAUACCUUCAUCAGCAUGGUUAUUGGCCGCUUGAGGUCAGAUGAUAUAUAUAACCAGGUUUCCGCAUAUCCGUUACCAGAGCACCGCAGCACUGCUCUCGCUACCCAGGCGGCCAUGUUGUACGUGAUACUUUAUUUCGAUGCCUCCAUUCUUCACACGCAGCAAGCGAAAAUGAGAGAGAUUGUGGAUAAGUAUUUUCCAGACAACUGGGUCAUUAGCAUCUAUAUGGGGAUCGCUGUGAAUCUGGCUGAAGCCUGGGAACCCUACAAAGCUGCAAAAACCGCUCUGAACAACACUUUGGACCUUUCCAAUGUCAAGGAGCAGGCCAGCAGAUCUGCCGCCGUCACGGAGCGCGUUCACGCCCAGGUGCAGCAGUUUCUUAAGGAAGGCUGCUUGAGAGAGGAGCUGGUGCUAGACAACAUUCCCAAACUGCUGAACUGCUUAAGAGACUGCAACGUGGCAAUCCGGUGGCUGAUGCUUCAUACAGCCGACACAGCUUGUGAUCCAAACAAUAAGCGCCUCCGGCAAAUAAAGGACCAGGUUCUCACAGAUUCCAAGUACAAACCCAAGAUCCUUUUCCAGCUUCUCCUGGAUACAGCCCAGUUCGAAUUCAUAUUGAAAGAGAUGUUCAAGCAGAUGCUUUCAGAAAAGCAAGUAAAAUGGGAAAGCUACAAAAAGGAAGGUUCGGAGAGGAUGGCCGAGCUGGCGGAUGUCUUUUCGGGGGUUAAGCCUCUAACGAGAGUGGAGAAAAACGAAAACCUGCAAGCCUGGUUCAGGGAAAUCUCCAAGCAAAUAUUGUCUCUGAACUAUGACGACUCCACGGCAGCUGGCAGGAAAACUGUACAAUUAAUACAAGCUUUGGAAGAGGUCCAAGAAUUUCACCAACUGGAAUCCAACCUGCAAGUUUGUCAGUUUCUUGCCGAUUCUCGCAAAUUUCUCCAUCAGAUGAUCCGCACCAUCAACAUUAAGGAAGAGGUUUUGAUCACCAUGCAGAUAGUUGGUGAUCUUUCAUAUGCCUGGCAACUAAUCGACAGUUUCACAUCUAUCAUGCAGGAAAGUAUACGGGCCAGCCCAUCUAUGGUAACCAAACUGAGAGCCACAUUUUUAAAGUUGGCUUCAGCUCUUGAUAUGCCGCUGCUUCGGAUCAAUCAAGCCAACAGCCCCGACCUUCUCAGCGUAUCUCAGUAUUAUUCUGGAGAGCUGGUGUCCUAUGUAAGAAAGGUUUUGCAGAUUAUUCCAGAAAGCAUGUUUACGUCCCUCCUGAAGAUUAUCAAGCUGCAGACUCACAAUAUCAUCGAAGUGCCCACCCGCCUGGACAAAGACAAACUGCGGGAUUACGCCCAGCUUGUGCCACGAUACGAGGUUGCUAAGCUUACGCACGCCAUCUCGAUUUUCACAGAAGGCAUCCUAAUGAUGAAAACGACCUUGGUUGGGAUCAUCAAGGUGGAUCCAAAGCAGCUGCUAGAAGAUGGAAUUAGGAAAGAGCUGGUAAAACGGGUGGCCCUAGCUCUACACAGAGGACUCACCUUCAACCCCAGAACCAAGUCCAGUGAACUCAUGCCCAGGCUGAAAGACAUGGCAGCCACCAUGGAUGGGUUCCACCGUUCCUUUGAGUACAUCCAGGAUUAUGUCAACAUUUAUGGACUGAAGAUCUGGCAGGAAGAGGUGUCACGCAUUAUCAACUACAAUGUAGAACAGGAGUGCAAUAACUUCUUAAGGACAAAGAUCCAAGACUGGCAAAGCAUAUACCAGUCCACCCAUAUCCCAAUACCCAAAUUUGCACCAGUGGACGAAUCAGUUACGUUUAUUGGUCGACUGUGCCGAGAGAUUCUGAGGAUCACAGACCCAAAAGUUGCAUGUUACAUUGACCAACUGAACACAUGGUAUGACAUGCGAACACGUCAGGAAGUGUCCAACAGUCGCCUGUUCUCCGAGAUCCAGGACACUCUGGGCACCUUUGGCCUGAAUGGUUUGGACCGACUUCUCUGCUUCAUGAUCGUGAAGGAACUGCAGAAUUUCCUCAGCAUGUUUCUGAAAACCGUGCUGCGCGACAAAGGAGUGCAUGAGGCGUUGAAAUCUCUCAUGAAGACAGUCUGCCCUCUGAAAGGAAUUGUGGCCAAUUGUGGCAAGGUAUAUUCUACAGCAGUUGCCAAAACCCAGAAGAUAUGGGCUGCUUACCUUGAUGCGAUUAUGAAGGUUGGCCAGAUGCAGAUUUUAAGGCGCCAAAUAGCCAAUGAGCUUAAUUAUUCCUGCAGAUUUGACUCCAAGCAUUUAGCAGCUGCUUUGGAGAACCUUAAUAAAGCAAUCCUUGCUGAUAUAGAGGCCCAUUAUCAAGACCCAUCCUUGCCUUGUCCUAAAGAAGAUAACACCCUUUUGUAUGAGAUCACAGCCUACCUGGAGGCAGCUGGCAUUCACAAUCCAUUAAAUAAGAUCUAUAUAACUACGAAACGAUUGCCGUAUUUCCCCAUUGUGAAUUUUCUGUUUCUGAUUUCCCAACUGCCGAAACUUCAAUACAGUAAAAACCUAGGGAUGGUGUGCAGAAAGCCGGCCGAUCCCAUUGAUUGGCCCCCUCUGGUGCUCGGGCUGCUUACUCUACUGAAGCAGUUUCAUUCUCGAUACACCGAGCAGUUCCUGGCUCUCAUUGGCCAGUUUGUUCGGUCUACGAUGGAGCAGUGCACAAGCCAGAAGGUCCCAGAAAUGCCAGCUGAUGUUGUGGGUGCCCUGCUUUUCUUAGAAGAUUAUGUACGCUAUACCAAGCUUCCGCGAAGGGUGGUUGAUGCACACGUACCUAAUUUCAUUUUUGAUGAGUUUCGGACAGUACUGUGAACUCCAGAGCAAACAGUAGCCCUGGCUGGAAAUAUUAAAUGAGGACUUGGGAGAAGAUAAGGAUCAAGAAGGAAAAUAGCACUUCAAAGCUGGCUUUUAUUUUUGACUUGCAGAAAAUAGCUAUCGGUGCAUGAACUUAACAUACGCAUUGAGACUAACCCUAUAACUAAGAUGUUUCAACAUCCUCAGUUGAUUACUUCAUACAAGCAAUCUGUAUUUUGAACUUAAUCUGUCAUGUUGUACACAGUACCUUCUGUACAAAAAUAAUUCAGUUUAUGUUCUUAGCACUUUGUGGGCAUAAAAUGACUUUUUGAAUAGCAAUUAAAAUCAUAUUGAAAUGAAAACCUUUAGAA
This is a messenger RNA of Elgaria multicarinata webbii, 4193 nucleotides long. It is a transcript of the gene WASHC5, whose product is annotated as WASH complex subunit 5. The record is from RefSeq and is a predicted model, not a curated record. NCBI's taxonomy places the organism in Eukaryota, Metazoa, Chordata, Lepidosauria, Squamata, Anguidae. Gene Ontology annotation, cellular component: WASH complex; endosome. Bases 364 to 3840 code for a protein of 1158 amino acids. Gene Ontology annotation, biological process: endosome fission; endosome organization; actin filament polymerization. The transcript has 29 exons.